Molecule: messenger RNA, 1167 nt
Organism: Colletotrichum spaethianum
Lineage: Eukaryota; Fungi; Ascomycota; Sordariomycetes; Glomerellales; Glomerellaceae
Product: lipase B
Exons: 2
Coding region: 1-1167 (388 amino acids)
Source: RefSeq, a predicted model, not a curated record
AUGAAGAUUACGUACGCUAUUGCAAUCUUGUUUGCCCUAGGGUUAACGAAUGUUGUUGCCCGGCCCAUCUCUGAUCAACCGGAUGCGGCAAUUCCUAAUCUCGUUAACAGCAAUCAAACAAUUGCAAUAGAAUCACAACCUCUAGAGCCCGAUGUCGAGGCUUUGAACAAUUUUCUUGGAGACGGCAUGAACUCCAUCAAGAAUGCCAACGCCGACCCAAAGACCCGGAUCUACCCCAAGAGAUCUGAUCGUGAUGCGCCAUAUUCGAUGUCGGAGAAAGAACUCAGAAGCAAAAUUUAUUUCCCCGCAACGUUCUCCGCGUCAUCAAAUAAACAACCAGUUAUCCUUAUACCUGGUACUGCUGCAAUGGCAGGAUCGACAUACCGCGCGAACCUGGGCCCUCUUCUCGCCAAAUCCGACUUUGCUGAUCCUCUGUGGGUCAAUAUCCCAGACGCAUCACUCGGCGAUGCCCAAGAAAACUCAGAAUACGUCGCAUACGCCAUAAACUACGUCCAAACUUCAACAGGCAAGAAGCCAGCUGUUGUGGCUUGGAGCCAGGGAAACUUGAACGUGCAGUGGGCGCUCAAGUACUGGCCAAGCACCAGGGACGCGGUCACAGACUUAGUGGCAAUGAGCCCCGACUUUCACGGAACGACGGAGGCAUUUCUUGCUUGCAAGACGCCUGCGGUCAUCAUCGGCUGCACGCCAAGCGUCUAUCAACAGAUGUACGACUCUCAGUUCGUGCGCACUCUGCGUGCGAUGGGAGGCGAUAGCGCCUACGUAUUCAGUGCAACGGACGAAGUUGUGCAGCCCCAAUCUGGUCCUGGAGCUUCGGCCUUUCUCAAAGACGAGCACGGGGUUGAAGUGUCAAACAUUGAGGUACAGAGAGCCUGUCCCGGAACACCAGCUGGGGGGGCGGUCACCCAUGAAGGCAUGCUGUACAACUCAUUGGCAUUUGCCCUCUUGAAAGACGCUCUUGAGAACGAAGGACCUGGAAAGAUGGAAAGAAUUAACAAGAAGGUCUGUGGGGAUCCAGCUGCCGGUAAGCUGGACAUGAUUGAGAUACAGGCGACAGAGGCUAUUUUAGGAGACGCCGCGAAGAACGUCUUGAUGUACCCCAAUAAGGUCACACGUGAGCCUGCCAUUAAGGACUAUGCCAGACACUAG